CUUCUCACAAAUCGCGCACGCUUUUUGUACGUGCGGUCGCGUGUCGUUGUACGCGUGCGCCCGUCAUACUCCUAGUAAAUAUAAACGACUAUAUAACCGAUCUAGUUUAUGUUCUUUUAUUAACAGUUCUUUCACAGGCAUGAAGGAUGGAUUCAGUACCUUGUAUCUCCCUUUAAUUGGGAGAGUUUGAGCUCCGGCCCGGGAUCCUAGAUAGUGCAGAGGAUGGAGCUUCUUCCUGUCCUCGAACCAGAAGACAAGCCUCAAAAGGGCAUAUGGUAUGCCCUGGUCCCCCGAGGAGGGGCUCCUGGUGUCAACGUGGGACACACGUGUACGUACGUCCCCAGCAGUGACGGAGACAAGGGCAAGAUUGUCAUCGUCGGAGGUGCCAAUCCCAGUGGGAGCUUCGCAGAUUGUCACGUUAUUGAUCUGGACCGCCACGAGUGGGACGAGCCAGAGUGGCCGGGGCUGCUGGCGCGGUACGAGCACUGCAGCUUUGUGCCCGAGAGCAGUCCACAGAAUCUCUGGGUGUUUGCUGGGGCUGAGAAGAGUGGGAACCGUAACUGUGUCCAGACUUUGGACGUGACAGGUGGCCCUAUAUGGAGGAGUGUGCAGGUGAAAGGGAAACCCCCAUCACCCCGGACCUACCACACCAACUCUGCAUGUGUGGGGGAGAGGCUCUUUGUCUUUUCCGGGGGAGACGCAGGAGCCACACCAGUCCCAGACCCCCAGAUCCAUGUCUUUGAUGCAGUGUCUUCUACCUGGUCGCAGCCAGAGUUUCACGGGAAGCCCCCAUCUGCAAGGCAUGGUCAUGUGGUGGUUGUCAGUGGAUCAAAGCUCUAUGUUCAUGGAGGGCUGGCAGGGGACAAAUUCCACAGUGACAUGUUCUGCCUGGACACCGUGACUAUGACGUGGGAGCGGAUUCGAGCGAAAGGAGACGUCCCGCCAGGCAUGGCUGCCCACUCGGCACUGGCCUCUGGAAAGAACAUCUACAUAUUUGGGGGCAUGACUGCAGAAGGGGCAGUGAACUCCAUGUACAGAUUCCAAACUGACCAACAGUGCUGGACUCUAGUGAAGUUCGAGGGUGAUCUGCCCCCCAAUCGACUGGACCACUGCAUGUGUUUAGUGCCGUGGCGUACGAGGGCUGAGAGCGAGGAAGGGAGCCAGUCUCACGCUGCUGAACCAGGGACCGUGAACCUUUGCUUUGUGUUUGGUGGUAUGGAUACACAGGGCGUAAUCCACAAUGACUGUGUUGUUACUUUGCUAACAUAGUAGUCUUUUUUUUUUUUGAGUGUCAGGUUCUGUUUUUUUUUUUUUAAGUUUUUAAAUUAAACACUUCUGUGCUUGCUUAUCCACAAGAUGUUAACUUGUAUUUUUUAAUUACAGUUUAAGUAAAAAACUAUCCACAAUCUGUAUGUAAAAUAAUUCAGAUUAUUGUGGGUGUUUUUUUUAUUAUUCCCAGUGGUUUAAACUUGUUUUCACAUUAUCCAAAUUUGGGUACCAGUGUAAUAAAGGUAUUCAAGUGAGAGACUACAGUAUUGAAGGUUCAAGUUCAAAGAGGGGCAUGACUGAGCCAUACAUUUUGUGGAAUGGCAUCUGUCAUUCAUAAAUUUCAAAAACUGUAAAAAUACAUACUUGGUACAAAGAUACACAAG
Messenger RNA from Scleropages formosus (Asian bonytongue), 1652 nucleotides. Its product is annotated as rab9 effector protein with kelch motifs-like. Gene Ontology annotation, molecular function: protein binding. The transcript is spliced from 8 exons. NCBI's taxonomy places the organism in Eukaryota, Metazoa, Chordata, Actinopteri, Osteoglossiformes, Osteoglossidae. The record is from RefSeq and is a predicted model, not a curated record. Bases 223 to 1269 code for a protein of 348 amino acids.